CGACUUACCGAACAAAGAGGGAGUCACGUCACCUGUCGACCUGCGCCAAGCAGAGCCAACAACUACGGCACCUCUAGCGAACUCUCUUCACGUGGUGGUCUGCAGCAAUGUGGACAAGCACUUUGACGACCUUCGCCAUCUCUACACCAGCAUGAAGAUGCCGGACAAAUACGUUGUCCACGCGGAGUUUCGAGAGUCCGAAGGCGUACGCCUGCGCCGCUUUACCACGGCACUGCGCCAGCUGACCAAGCCGGUGGAGCUCAACCUGGUGAAGUCGCUGCGGCUCAACGACAGCUCCCACGGCGCCAAUCACAUCUAUAGUAUUGAGAUGAAUCCGCUGAGGACAGGGUUUGCCGUGGCGAGCUCCUCUGGCGGCGUCAAGAUCUUCGACUAUCAGCACUUCAUCACGGCCACGGAGCCGUUCAACGCAAUGGCCACCGUCCUGAAGCCGACGGACAUAGCAACAUACUCGGCCACAUGGAACCGACUGAGGCCGUGCCAGCUAGUGUUCUGCGACCAACAGGGCAGGCUCUGGCUCUGGGACACUGCCAAGCUGCAGCCAAUGCAGUUCCGGGAGCACAGCAGCAGACCGACUACACACAGCACAUUUCCGUCUCAGCAGGAAUGGCCGCAGUGCCAGUGUGUCUUCCAUCCCAACCAGCCCGACCUGUGCUUAUCGGGAUCACAUGACAGAACUGUUCGGUUGUGGGAUUUUCGAAAGCCAGCAUCAGUUGCCAUGCUGCGAACCCUGGACGCUGUUACUGGCAUUCACUUUCGACCUGGAAAAGAUCAAGAGAUUGGUGUUGCAGCCGGAGAUACAGUGAAGCUGUACGACAUGCGCAACUUACUGGAGCCCAGGACCACCCUGUCCUGCGAUGGUCGCAUCAGCAACUUCACCUUCCUCGGCGAAGAGGAGUUGGUGGCUGGCACUUUGAAUGGUCAAAUGCUACACUGGAACAUCACGCGGGGUCAAGUUCUUUGCAGCUACGGGGGUGUGAUCAACUCACGCUGGUCUGUGGGCAUGGCCACGGUGGCGGCGGACACCGUUGCCACGACUACCAGCAUGCCCGACCACAGUCACUUGCUCUUUUGCGGUAGCGAGGAUAACUCCGUUAUUGGCUACUGCAAGCACCUCAGCGUUCCAUUGCUACGUCGUCAGUUUGCACGGCCAACUGGUCUCCUGAGUCAGUUACGACCGCAGCCGUUCAUCAGUGCUCUGGCAUGCAGACCGGACGAGACGCUGAGCGUGCUGGCCGGAAGUAGUCAUGGCAGUCUUAAGCUUUUGGAGGUGGAACAGACAUCAACAGACUCGUGAUCGAAUGCUAGUGCUCCACGGGCUACCGGUUUUAUUGAGCCGUCGUUCAGUUGCCACGUGCACAGGGCGUUCGUUGUCACAACCAUCACGUCUUUCUGAUUUUCUACUCUAACAAAUUUUGCUGUGUGGUCCCUUUGCAUAUUUUCAUCACGGUGCAGUUCUUGAAGUGAGUAACCAAGUUCCUAUUUGAGACACAAACUAUGAUGUAUAGCGGAUACUAUUCAUCUUUCCAUCGGUCCAUUGGGACUGAUGCAUGGAGCGCUGCUCCUUUUCACUUCUUGCUUUGUUUGUCGUGCGCACCCAUGCUGCAAGUGUUCCUAUUUUUCUCCAGCUCAAGAGAGUCUCCAGUGUGUCUCGUCCGGUGUGAUUAUGGCGACGACCAUUAUUCUCGUGUUCCGUGUUUUCCGUGAGCAAGCCUGUGUUUCUUUCUUCUUGUCAAGCGCAGAUGAUUUUCACCCAGUUUCCAGCGUGUUUUUUUCUUCUGCCGUGUUUGUCUUUCCUGAAACAUCUCCCUGAUGCGUGGUCAGCGAAAGCUUUGCGUGGUGCACGUUUACCGAUCUUGAUUAGUCCAUCAUAUUCUGUGGUGCGAGGGCAAUGUACAUGUGUAUUGCUUGCGUACUCAAGGUCGGACUAUAUGCCGGGUAGAUAGGA
This is a messenger RNA of Sycon ciliatum, 1966 nucleotides long. RefSeq lists its product as uncharacterized. NCBI's taxonomy places the organism in Eukaryota, Metazoa, Porifera, Calcarea, Leucosolenida, Sycettidae. Gene Ontology annotation, molecular function: ubiquitin protein ligase activity; protein binding. The record is from RefSeq and is a predicted model, not a curated record.